AUGAAUAGACACUUAAGUAAGCUACUUAAAAAAUCAUUCUCUUUGUCAACUAAACCAAACCAAAACUAUACUAUGCCACAUCCCAUAUGGAAUAAACCAGAAUUGGAGAAAGUUAGCUUGGAACAUAAAACUGCAAUUACCUUUGGAGACCAUUUUGCCUACUACUUCAUUCAAUCAAUGAGACUUGGAUUUGAUGUCAUGAGUGGAUAUAAAAAGACUCUACCAUUCUAAUCAGAAUUGGUGUCAGAAAAGAAGUGGAUCAAUAGAGUUCUAUUUUUGGAGACUGUCGCUGGAGUCCCAGGAUUUGUUGCUGGUAUGCAUAGACAUUUGAGAUCAUUGAGAGGAAUGAAAAGAGAUUAAGGAUGGAUUCACACCUUGCUAGAAGAGGCAGAAAAUGAGAGAAUUCAUUUGUUGACUUUUUUAAACAUCAAAAAACCCUCCUUAAUAUUCAGAACUGGAGUGGUUUUAGCUUAAGCUUGGUAUGUUGCACUAUUUGGAGUGGCAUACAUUUUCUGGCCUAGAGUCUGUCAUAGGAUUGUGGGAUACUUAGAAGAAGAAGCAGUUAAAACUUAUACUCAUAUGAUUCAUGAAAUAGAAAGAGAAGGCAGUCCAAUUCAUUCUUGGACCACUCGCAAAGCCAAUCAAAAUUCAAUUGAAUAUUGGGGAUUAGAUGAAAAUGCCACUCUACUGGAUGUCGUUAAAGCGAUAAGAAAAGAUGAAGAACAUCACAAAGAUGUAAAUCAUUACUUUGCAGAUGACUACACUUAAUCAAAACCUAAUCCUUUUCCUCCAGGCAAAUGA
Molecule: messenger RNA, 801 nt
Organism: Paramecium tetraurelia
Lineage: Eukaryota; Ciliophora; Oligohymenophorea; Peniculida; Parameciidae
Exons: 1
Biological process (GO): alternative respiration
Cellular component (GO): mitochondrion
Molecular function (GO): alternative oxidase activity
Source: RefSeq, a predicted model, not a curated record